Molecule: messenger RNA, 756 nt
Organism: Aspergillus aculeatinus CBS 121060
Lineage: Eukaryota; Fungi; Ascomycota; Eurotiomycetes; Eurotiales; Aspergillaceae
Exons: 4
Coding region: 1-756 (251 amino acids)
Source: RefSeq, a predicted model, not a curated record
AUGGAGCCCAUCGCCGAGCCCCGCGACCGCUUCAAUCUCCGUAAAGCACUCCUCCUUGUCGAAAGGGAUAUCAAAGCCCUGGAAGAGCAGGAUAUACAUACCUUCGACCAAAGUGUGCUGAGACGGUGCAGGGCUCGGGCUUUACCUCUAAGCCUUGAUGCUGGUGACUCGCUCGCACCAAAGUUUUUCACUUCUUUUGCCCCUAGUGACAUGCCGGAGCCAACGCCAGAAUUUGUCGACAGAGAAUACAACACCGACGAGCUGACCCUGUCUAGUGAGCGCGGGCGACUGAUUUACCUUUUUCUUAAAUCAUACAUGAGCGAGAUAAUUGUCGACUUUCCAGAGGUCCAUCGAACGUGGUUAAGCAAACAGAUCGGCGAUUACAAUAUUCGCAAUCUGUACCGGACGUUGGAACCUGAAUAUGGCACCUUGUCGAGACUUCAUGUUGGUAAGGCCUCCAAGCCGCAUAUGAAAUGUAUCAUGCACAACGACCUCGAUAUAGAUGAUAAUCAUCUGCUCUGCGGGGAAGUAUUGACUGUCAUUCGGAUCAUGUUGGGCCAGCUAAAACAGAAGGUGUUUGUCAAUGAUAUGGUUGCACCAGUUCUGCUCUUUUCGCUCAACCAACGGCAUCCGCGUGUCAUGGAGGCAUACUUUGAUGACUUUACAUUCCUCAAUAUAGCUGGGUUCAAGACCUUUGCACAAUGGUUCCUCGGCGAUCCUAUUGGUAUCACGUCCAGAGAAGCGGUUCGGACUUGA